ACGCGCUCCCUCUCCAUCCCGCCCACCACCACCAAUACAUACCAGCGCUACCAAGCCGAGGUGAUCUACCGCCUCCCUGACAGGCUCUUUAAUCCCAUCUUGCUCCAUCUAUCUGUCUGCUGCAAAGACGCCAGCUUUUCCUAACUUUAUCUGCCCCUUGGCCUCUUCCCUCACAUGCCCACACAUCCGCUGUGCCACGCCGUCGACGUCUACUUCUGCACUGUCGGCCUCCCCAUCCUCGUCUCCCUUGCCGUCCUCGCCCUCAACGAGCUCCGCGACGACCCUUGGCGCUCCGACGUCCCAAGCCCCAGCCCGCGCUACUCUUAUACAGCCGCCCCUGCCUCUCCCCACUGCCACGCCCGUCUCUCUCCUCCAUCUCCUACGCAACCGCUUCAUCACCAGCAUCACCCCGUUUCGCCCAAGCCAGUAGGCCCCGACAACUCCAGCCCAGACAGUCACCCUCCAGCCGACAAGAUGGUCGCCGACGCCCUCGUCUACCAUCCCACGAUGGCCCACCUUCUCAAGUACACCUCGACCGUAACCGGCCGCGACAAGGUGCUCCGUACCCUCCAGUACUUUGCCCGCUUCUACGCCUGGUACCUCUUCCGCACCAACGGCACAAAGGACGAGAUCGCCCCCUGGGAGACCAUGAAGAAGCAGUUUGGCACCACCCGCAAGCUUCUCCGCGUCGGCAAGAAUCUCGAGCAUAUCAAGGCUGCCGCUGUCGCCGCCGACUCCAAAACGCUCGACCCCGUCCUGCGCUAUCUCGCCAUCGGCCGUCAGCUCGGCUACGCCGGCUAUCUGUCGCUCGACAUGGCCACCGUUCUCCACGCCACCAGCAUCCGCAAGUGGGAGGGCGCCAAGAGGGCCCAGCAAGAGGCCUAUCGCUUCUGGGCCAUCGGUCUGCUGUGCAGCGCCAUCGCUCAGCUGUACACACAGUACAAGCUCCGCGAGCGUGAGGGCCGCAUCAGCCUCAAGGACGGCGAGGGUGUCGUCGAGAAGAAGAAGAUUGAGAAGGAGCGCUCCGUGAGCCAGCUCCAGCUGUUCACUGACUUGUGCGACAUUACCGCACCCGCGUCUGCCCUCGGCUGGGCCAACUUUGACGACGGCUUCGUCGGUCUGGCUGGUACCAUGAGCUCGCUCAUCGGCGUCUGGAGCCAAUGGCAGAAGACGGCAUAAACGAUGCCCAUUUGCACCGACUGCAAGCGAACCACGAAU
Molecule: messenger RNA, 1218 nt
Organism: Microdochium trichocladiopsis
Lineage: Eukaryota; Fungi; Ascomycota; Sordariomycetes; Xylariales; Microdochiaceae
Product: peroxisomal biogenesis factor 11-domain-containing protein
Exons: 2
Coding region: 175-1179 (334 amino acids)
Biological process (GO): regulation of peroxisome size; peroxisome fission
Cellular component (GO): peroxisomal membrane
Source: RefSeq, a predicted model, not a curated record